Suillus subaureus is the source of this 804-nucleotide messenger RNA. RefSeq names its product P-loop containing nucleoside triphosphate hydrolase protein. The record is from RefSeq and is a predicted model, not a curated record. The transcript has a single exon. Bases 1 to 804 code for a protein of 267 amino acids. Gene Ontology annotation, cellular component: membrane. Gene Ontology annotation, molecular function: GTP binding. Lineage: Eukaryota; Fungi; Basidiomycota; Agaricomycetes; Boletales; Suillaceae.
AUGAAUGGGAAGGAGGACUCGCAGACCUUGGAGAAACACAGCGCGUUCCAGCUCGUGAGCAUCCCCAGUGAUAAGGAGAUACAAAUAGCGAAGCACAGAGUCCAAUACCAAGAGGGGCUAUUCCAUUUCGCAAUGACAGGGGUUUCCGGUGCGGGAAAGUCGUCGCUGAUCAAUGCCUUUCGAGGCCUUCGAAACAGAGAUCAGGGGGCUGCACCAACGGGCGUGGUUGAGACCACCACGGAUAUCACUAGAUUCCCAGAUCCAAGCCCUCAUAACCCGUUCGUUUGGUAUGAUGUCCCAGGGUCCGGCACGCUGAACACACCGGAUUGGCAAUAUUUCACCGCACACGGACUCUAUGUUUUCGACUGCAUUAUCGUCCUUUUCGACAGCCGCUUUACAAUGACUGACCUUGCCAUGCUGGUUAAUUGCCGGCGCCUUAAUAUUCCGACUUAUAUCGUGCGGUCGAAAUCAGACUCACAUAUCAGAAACAUCAUCAAGGAAUCGGGUUACGACAGCGAUGAAGAUGAAGAUGAAAAUCACUCGCGUCGCAAUGCAUUGUAUAGCUCCGCACGCGAGCAGUACAUCGCUGAAACUCGCGCAACCGUGAGGUGCAACCUUCAGGAGGCGAAUUUACCCGAUCAGAGGGUGUACAUCGUCGCCAACAGCACCAUGGUCUCCACAGUGAGAGAUCAGAAGCUAUCGGAGAAGACUAUAGACGAAUUAGAGUUAAUGCGAGAUCUCUUUAGGGAAGCCCAGUCAAGGCGUUGUGGUAAAGGUAGUCACUCACAAGCAUACGAAGUUUGA